AAGGCUUCAAGCCUUAUGAAUCUUGCCUGACGGUGCUAAAGCGUGUAUCAAGUGAAACCGCUCGUACGCCGAGGCGGAGAGCAUACCAACAAUUCGAGGAGCUCAAAGAGUCUCCUCUUGAAGAAGUUAGUGGUUUCGAGGGGAUUGUAUGACUUCCCAGGGGCGUAAUUUCCAACUCAGUACGCUCCUUCCCAACUCGACGCCCCUGCCGAAGAGGAGACUAAGGAGUUAACCCGAGCAGGCAUGUUUUUGGAGAGUGUCAGGAACGUCAUUGCAAACCAAAUGUGAAUGUCCAAUUACGCUCCUAACUUCACCACCCCGCCUAAAUGUUAAUGGGAGGUAGAAACUGGUCCCUCUGAAGAAGAGGUGAUGAAGAAGGCCGGCCACGAUGAGGCAACGACAGUUGUUAAAACGGAGGAGGGCCACGGACCAAGUGCUAUCGAGCCAACUUCUGAGGUGACUCCUUUCGUUAUCCCACCUCCUUUGACUACAGAAGUUGGUUCAUCACUCCCUAUAGUUGUGAUGAAAAUAGCUCUGUCGACAUCUGAAUUGAUGACACUAAUGCUAGCUGCUGAUCAACAAGUUUCGCUGAGCCUACGACUAAAAUCGUUCAACCAAUUGCUUUGGAGGUGGAUGCGGCUAUCUCUAUCUCUUCUGCAGAGGAAGAAGAGGCAGUUGACUAUUCUGGGGAAAGAGACACUGAUUUCUGUCAGUCUCCAGGGGCUAAAUCUCCCGUUGGGGACUUGGAUACGUUGAUACCACCCCUGAAGUCGUUAAGAAAUGGACUAGUUUGUUGGAGUCCAUACAUGUAGGGGCUUCUACCUCUCCUCGACCACACAUUUCUUAUUGAGUGAGUCCACCGAUCGAGCCUCCAAUUUAGGAAGAGGAGGCGACAAUUUCAUCAAUGGCCAUCGUCGCCUUCAUAUCUUAAGCUUCCACUUUAACAACUAUCGAACCAGUUGCCAAAACAACAAUGGCAAAGUCCUUAAUUUCGGUGGUGUCUACUCCGACUUUCACCAUCGUAGCCACCAGCGCUCUACUCCUAGCUCCUACAAAACCGCCAAAUGCCGAUGAAGCUCUACUUUCUCCCACUGCUCGUAUGCAACAAAGGGAAGGGCUGUAAAUUGAACUAUCGAAAGCUUCCGGUCUUUCCUUCAGGAUAGCGUAAGGAUGAUAUUAGAUGAAGGCUACUACUUUGAUGAAUGUAAACCAGGCUUGCAAUUGUAUUUAUAUAAUUUGACCAAGUUGGUUGCUGUCAAU
Messenger RNA from Asparagus officinalis (garden asparagus), 1260 nucleotides. RefSeq lists its product as uncharacterized. The transcript has 3 exons. The record is from RefSeq and is a predicted model, not a curated record. The coding region runs from base 370 to 756 and encodes 128 amino acids. Lineage: Eukaryota; Viridiplantae; Streptophyta; Magnoliopsida; Asparagales; Asparagaceae.